GUUGAUUAAAUGCUGAAGUUUGAGUACUAACUAAAAUUCUCCCUACACAAACACCUUCUAUUCGUGAAAAAUCAGCAAAGUGUAAAGCAUUCUCCAGUAAUUUUCACUUGGAGAAGUUUCAAAAUGAUAAAGAAAGUGAUAUUUUUCGGUCUUAUCUGCUUUUCAUUGGUGUUUUCGGUGACUUCUCUGGAGUGUUACGUCUGUUCUGUAGUAGUGGGUGAUGAACCUUGCCAUACAACAGUUAAAUGCGAAGUGAAUGUUCCUCAUUUAGGUCCCGAUUAUGUCUGUACAAAAGUUGUGACCACACUCUACAACGUUACUACAAUGGAAAAAUCCUGUGGACAGCCAAAUUUCUGUAACUUCAUGAAGGAGCACAACAUCGUUCAUGAUAUCUGUGAAAUCUGCAAUGAAAAUCGAUGCAACGCCUCGGAGAGUCUGCAUGCAAAUCUCACUAUCAGCUUUAUAGCUUUCCUCUCUGUGAUAUUUCUCGCUAAAUAAAUAGUGUUAACAUGCAGGAGUA
Molecule: messenger RNA, 520 nt
Organism: Phlebotomus papatasi
Lineage: Eukaryota; Metazoa; Arthropoda; Insecta; Diptera; Psychodidae
Exons: 3
Coding region: 124-498 (124 amino acids)
Source: RefSeq, a predicted model, not a curated record